Molecule: messenger RNA, 875 nt
Organism: Salvia hispanica
Lineage: Eukaryota; Viridiplantae; Streptophyta; Magnoliopsida; Lamiales; Lamiaceae
Product: ubiquitin-conjugating enzyme E2 19-like
Source: RefSeq, a predicted model, not a curated record
UCAUCUCUCAUCAUCCCUCUCUCUCAAUUCUCUCAUUCUCUGCGAUCGCGGAAGAAGUAGUGACAGAUCCCCCUUUCUCUCUCCAUAAACUGCCUCUUCUUCUCCGAUUUGCACACAAUUUUCAUCUCUGAAUCUCAUUCUCUUGAAAUUCCUCAUUCUCUUCUCCGAUGGCCACCACCCACCACCAGGACAGCAACCCUAACACCCCAGCCGCCGCCGCCGCUCCUCCCAAGCAGGCUGUUCCCGCCGCCAAAACCGUUGAUACUCAGUCCGUUUUGAAAAGAUUGCAGUCUGAGCUAAUGGCACUGAUGAUGGGUGGUGAUUCUGGGAUAUCUGCCUUCCCCGAGGAAGACAACAUAUUUUGCUGGAAAGGGACGAUCAGCGGCAGCAAAGAUACCGUCUUUGAAGGAACUGAUUACAAGCUGUCACUGUCCUUCCCUUCGGAGUAUCCUUUCAAGGCUCCCAAGGUCAAAUUCGAGACAUCUUGCUUCCAUCCGAACGUCGAUAUUUAUGGGAACAUAUGCUUGGACAUAUUGCAGGAUAAGUGGUCAUCCGCGUAUGACGUUAGGACUAUCUUGCUGUCGAUUCAGAGCUUGCUUGGAGAGCCCAACAUAAGCUCACCUCUUAAUACCCAGGCAGCAGCCCUUUGGAGCAACCAAGAAGAGUACCGGAAAAUGGUGGAGAAAUUGUACAAGCCAGUGGUCUGAAAAAAGAUAGUUGGAUGGAAUUGGGUUUAGAAUUUGAUUGAAAUUAAAAUGUUUACUGCUACAAUUUACAUUUACAGUGUUGGCAUAAUUCUUUAAAUGUUGUUGAGAAGUGAACCUUUUCGGUCCACAAUGAAUUGUUGAAUGAUACUAUAUCCCAAUUUUACUAAA